Messenger RNA from Hippoglossus stenolepis (Pacific halibut), 1276 nucleotides. It is a transcript of the gene tmem205, whose product is annotated as transmembrane protein 205. Lineage: Eukaryota; Metazoa; Chordata; Actinopteri; Pleuronectiformes; Pleuronectidae. The coding region runs from base 147 to 713 and encodes 188 amino acids. The record is from RefSeq and is a predicted model, not a curated record. The transcript is spliced from 4 exons.
GAGGAAGUGACCCAGUGGUUGAACUUCGGUUCAUUUCUAACGUUUUACAGUAAGUCUCAGUUAAGGGACACACAGGUGAGGAGACAGGUGAGGACACAGACAAGGACACAGGUGAGGACACACAGGUGAGGACACACAGUGACACCAUGGCAACAGAGGGCGAGCCAAGCGACCUGAUCAAAGUGCUGCACCUCCUCCUGCUCUCCUUCUCCUGGGGCAUGCAGGUGUGGGUCACCUUCAUCGCAGGUUUUACGUUGGUGCGGCAGGUAACGCUGCACACCUUCGGCCUGGUGCAGAGCAAACUGUUCCCUGUGUACUUCCACUUCCUGCUGGGGAGCAGCUUCCUCAGCCUGGCUGUGUACGCCGUGUACCACCCCAGAGAGCUGCUGGACUGGCACGACACUCUGCAGAUGGUUCUGUUCUUUGUGGUGCCUAUCACGGCGGGUCUGAACGCCCGCUGGUUCGGUCCGAAGGUCACAGAGAGCAUGUUCCAGCUGAGGCAGGUGGAGACGGAGCACGGCCUGGGGAACCAGAUCGGCCGGGGCAGCCUGAGAGCAGCGUACGCCAAACUCGAAGAGCAGGACCCCAAGUACAGAGCGUACAGGAGCACGUUCCGCCGCUACCACGGGUUGUCCGGCCUCUGCGCCCUGAUAGGGUUCCUCUGCACCACAGUUAAUUUGAUCUACACAGCUCUGGAGUUAUCCACCAUUUAGAGGAAAAAGCAGAUUUCAGCAUGUGAAAAUUAUCUUUUUUCUGCAGUCAUCAGAGUAUUUUUCAUAUGAUAAAGCAAACAUGAUGUGUGAGGAAUCAGGAAGGAAAGUAUUGUAAAGACAAAAUGACAAAAUGUGGCCCACAAAUAAACUUGUAACAUUUCUUUACCUUAAUUAUCUUGAAUUGUGCACAACUGUCGAAACCCCAGCAUUUGCCCCAAGUGACCUCAUGAGUGAGGAGGCCUUUUUAAUUACAAUUUACUUCUGUUCGUCAGUAUCUAAUUAAUCCUGUCUCAUAAAAUAGGAUGUACUUCUGCAUUCAUAUAUAAUUUUUCUUUUUAAUGUUUGACUCUAUGACUCGAGAUCUAACUUCUAAUCAACACCUCUCGUGCAGGAUGGGGAGUGUUCUUGCAUCCCCACCAGGGGGUGGUGUUUACACUCAGGAACUUUACUAACUUCAUGUCACUUGUUAAAUCCUGUGUUUCAUGACGCUGCAGUGGAAAUGUGUUUUUGUAAAUUUGUCACUGUGAUUGUGAGAUUAAACACAUGCUCUGUUUUAUUCUGCA